CCAGGCUCCUGGCCGUCGACAGCGCGGUGCGCCGCCCGCCCGUUGCCGGCGUGGGGCGGCCCGGCGCGGGCUCUGGGCGGACCAUGCGCCCGCCGGGUCCGCUGCCGGCCCGCUGGCUCUGCCUGCUGGCGGGCGCCCUCGUCUGCGCCCUCCGCCCCGCGAGCGGCUGGGCGGCUGGGAUGCCGCGGGAGGCGUGUGACUACGUGCAGAGGAUCAAGAUGGAGCACAGGCAGUGCCUGGAGGAAGCCCAGCUAGAGAAUGAAACAGCAGGCUGCAGCAAGAUGUGGGACAACAUCACCUGCUGGCCGGCCACCCCUCGGGGCCAGGUGGUUGUCCUGGCCUGCCCCCCCAUCUAUAGCUUAUUCUCCCCCCUUCAAGGCCGCAAUGUGAGCCGCAGCUGCACGGACAAGGGCUGGACACCCCUGGAGCCUGGCCCCUACCCCAUUGCCUGCGGCUCGGAUGACAACGAAUCGAAUUUGGACUCGAAUUUGGACGAGCAGCAGAAAAUGUUCUACAGUUCUCUGAAGACCGGCUACACUGUCGGCUAUAGCCUGUCCCUCGCCACGCUUCUGGUCGCCACAGCCAUCCUGAGCCUGUUCAGGAAGCUCCGCUGCACACGAAACUACAUCCACAUCCACCUCUUCAUGUCCUUCAUCCUGAGGGCUACCUCGGUCUUCAUCAAGGACCUGACCCUCUUUGACAGCGGGGAGGAGGACAGCUGCGCGGAGGCCUCGGCGGGCUGUAAGGCAGCCGUGGUUUUGUUCCAGUACUGUGUCAUGGCCAACUUCUUCUGGCUGCUGGUGGAGGGCCUGUACCUGCACACCCUGCUUGCAGUCUCCUUCUUCUCCGAGCGGAAGUACUUCUGGGGGUACAUACUCAUCGGCUGGGGGUUGCCCAGCACAUUCACCAUGGUGUGGACCAUCACCAAGAUCCAUUUUGAGGAUUAUGGAUGCUGGGACACCAUCGAGUCCUCAUUGUUGUGGUGGAUCUUGAAGGCCCCCAUCCUCACCUCCAUCUUGGUGAACUUCAUCCUGUUUAUUUGCAUCAUCCGAAUCCUGGUCCAGAAACUGCAGCCUCCGAAUGUCGGGAAGAGUGAAAAAAGCCCGUACUCGAGGCUGGCCAAGUCCACCCUUCUGCUGAUUCCCCUGUUUGGAGUGCACUACACCGUGUUUGCCUUCUUCCCCGACAACUUUAAGCCUGAAAUGAAACUGGUCUUUGAGCUCGUCAUGGGAUCUUUCCAGGGUUUUGUGGUGGCUGUCCUCUACUGCUUCCUCAACGGUGAGGUGCAGGCGGAGCUGCGGCGGAAGUGGCGGCGCUGGAACCUCCAGGGCAUCUUGGGCCUGGGCCCGAAAUACCAGCACCCAUCAGGGGGCAGCAACGGGGCCACCUGCAACACCCAGGUGUCCAUGCUGACCCGCGUCAGCCCCGGCGCGCGCCGCUCCUCCAGCUUCCAGGCCGAAGACUCCCUGGUCUGA
This is a messenger RNA of Molossus molossus (Pallas's mastiff bat), 1475 nucleotides long. It is a transcript of the gene VIPR1, whose product is annotated as vasoactive intestinal peptide receptor 1. The transcript has 13 exons. Gene Ontology annotation, cellular component: plasma membrane. NCBI's taxonomy places the organism in Eukaryota, Metazoa, Chordata, Mammalia, Chiroptera, Molossidae. The coding region runs from base 84 to 1475 and encodes 463 amino acids. Gene Ontology annotation, molecular function: peptide hormone binding; G protein-coupled peptide receptor activity; vasoactive intestinal polypeptide receptor activity. The record is from RefSeq and is a predicted model, not a curated record. Gene Ontology annotation, biological process: adenylate cyclase-modulating G protein-coupled receptor signaling pathway; cell surface receptor signaling pathway.